AUGUUAUUAAGUUUUACAAUGCUUAUAUCAUAUCAAGCAUUUCAUAGUGAAUUAUCUGAAUUGAAUCGUAGUUUUCUAGAAAUUACCGAAAAUUCACGAAAAGGAAUCAAACAAAUUGGUGCAAAAGAAAUAUCUCGACUUAAAUUUAUCUAUCAACGACAUAAUAUAUUAUCAUAUUACAUAAUUUAUCCGGAUAAAGAUGCAUGGAGCCAGGCAUUGUAUUACUAUGCAUUAUUAUCCAUACCAAUCAAUGUAUCAUUAUUAUGUAUUUUAAUUAUUGAACAAUUAACACCACAAAUACGGAUGAUGUUAAUUUUGGUUACAAUUGUACAUGCAUUAACCGGUUUAAUACCAUUUCUUAAUACAGCAAAUGUAUCGAAUAAUUUUCAUCAAAUUAAAGAUUAUAUUUUACCAUUACAAUUUCAGCUAAAACGUCGUCAACAUUUACGUUUAAAAUUAAAAUAUGAUGAUCUUUAUGGUCGAUUAAUGCAUGGAAAGAAAAUAUCCUUUACAUUUGGUUAUCUUGGUGAUUUAACAUUUCGUGGCUUGUUUGAAGCAUUUCUUAGCUAUAUUGUUGCAUUCUUUUUAAUUCUUGGUUUCUAUUUGGAUGAACGACAAAAUAAACAAUCAUUAUAA
Dermatophagoides pteronyssinus (European house dust mite) is the source of this 636-nucleotide messenger RNA. RefSeq lists its product as uncharacterized. Lineage: Eukaryota; Metazoa; Arthropoda; Arachnida; Sarcoptiformes; Pyroglyphidae. The record is from RefSeq and is a predicted model, not a curated record.